Molecule: messenger RNA, 344 nt
Organism: Aspergillus wentii DTO 134E9
Lineage: Eukaryota; Fungi; Ascomycota; Eurotiomycetes; Eurotiales; Aspergillaceae
Exons: 2
Coding region: 1-267 (88 amino acids)
Source: RefSeq, a predicted model, not a curated record
AUGGAUCAAGCUACAUCCAGCCAAAUCCAGGACCUUCCUCCUACCAAGGAGUCGUUGGCUCCAACUUCGGAGAAAACCUCCGUUUUCACUCGCAUUAAGCAACACCUCCACAACGUGAAGAAGACAUGGGGCCCUCUCCUCGCCGCAAGGGAGGACUGGCAGGAUGAAUACAACUUUAAUCCCGGUCGAUGGGCGGGGCAGGGCUGGGAACCGUCGCCUCGAAAAUGGUAUGCCAUACAUAUUCCGGCACCUGCGACGAUUGAUUAAUUUAACGCAGCGUAUACCCUCACAUUGACAAAAUGGGCGUUUCUUCAUAUACGGAUGGGGGGGGGGGGGGUACUUUU